AUGGCUAAGUGCUUACAUGGGCUACCAAUAAGUGGCUCUCUCCACGCAUACACCACUAAAUCUACGAAGAUAAGCUGGAUUCUCGCACACUCAUUUUCUACGAUCCAGAAGGAGCCUAAACGUUGUGACUUGUUUGAGUACACAUCUGGGCGGUGGAUCUAUAACGAUGCGUUGAGACAUCUUGAGAGAAGACGUGCUUUCAAUGUUCCCGAACUCAAGCGCCUGGCUGCCUUGGCAGUUCAUCAAAAGGAAGACGACAUCGUCAGCUUCGAGAAGCUUGCUGAAGGAGGUUUCAAUCGAACUUUCUUGAUCACCAUGCGAGACAGAUUUCAAUUGUUUGCGCGCAUUCCAUACCCGGUUACCGAACCAAAGUUCCUAGUAGUCGCAAGUGAGGUUGCAAGUCUGGACUUUCUGCGAUCUCAUGGUAUCCCGGUUCCAAAAGUUUUUGGCUAA
Penicillium cataractarum is the source of this 453-nucleotide messenger RNA. RefSeq lists its product as uncharacterized. The transcript has 2 exons. Lineage: Eukaryota; Fungi; Ascomycota; Eurotiomycetes; Eurotiales; Aspergillaceae. Gene Ontology annotation, cellular component: mitochondrion. The record is from RefSeq and is a predicted model, not a curated record. The coding region runs from base 1 to 453 and encodes 150 amino acids.